CUCCUCGCCUCACUAUCCUCCGCUGCCGUCAUCCCGAGGAGCUACGACGUUCCCCCCGGCUACUGCUGCUUUACCCUCUCCGACCCGUCCACCGGCAAAACCAUUCAGCAGAACAAAGAAUACGGCUUCCUCUACUUGGACGCAAACCAGCCAAAAGGAUGGUACUGCUUCAACUCGGCUGACUCACGACCCAUUCUGUGGGAUGACUUCAACAACGCUUGCAUCAUUUCCUGGGAUGGACAUUUCCAGUGUCUUGAUCCUACCCCCGGUGACGAUACGUGGACGCUAGGUAAUAGCAGCAGCAGCAGCGGCAGCAGCUCUUUGUUGCUGCAUGAUAGCUCUCCGACCUACCAAGCGUGUCCUAACACGACCGGGGGCGAGAUCAUUGAGUCUGGAGCUCCGGCAGCGGCUGGAUGUAGGAAUAUCCAGUUGGAGGCUACUGGUCUCGAGGGAACAUGCUCGAGCUUC
Molecule: messenger RNA, 468 nt
Organism: Trichoderma citrinoviride
Lineage: Eukaryota; Fungi; Ascomycota; Sordariomycetes; Hypocreales; Hypocreaceae
Exons: 1
Source: RefSeq, a predicted model, not a curated record